AUGGCCGCGGCAGAUUUUUCGAACCCCAAAUCCCUGGAUGUGUUAACAUCCACGGUGAACCAGACGCUCAUUGACACGGCCCGGUUCUUCAACUCGCACGAGAAGAUGCAGUACAGGGCACAGCUCAAACGCUCAAUCCCCGUCGCUCACGAGCAGUUUCAGACCGCUCUGGACAGCCUCUCGGAGCAGAUUUUUAUCGCCAAGGCGUUCUUGGAGCGAGACUAUGAGGCAAUCAAAGCGCGAAAAGCUGCACUUCAUACUGCCCAGGACUCCGCGAUGGAGGAUGCGGUUGUGAAGCCAGAGCCAGAAACAGCCCCCCAGCCUCAGGAAAUCCCAGUCGUAGCCGCGAAUGCAGACACAAUAAAGGCCGAGCCCACAGAAGUCGAACCUGUGUUGAAGCCGCAGGAUGAGCCGGAUGUCGUAAAACAAGGCUCAGCUGAACCUGUCAAGGAAGACCAAACCGACAAUGGAGCUACUCCUGCCGUCUCCGGACAACCUUUCACCGGCCCGGACGAACUCAACUUCGACUCAAUGCUCAACAAUAAUCCCGGGCCCAACGAUUUCGACCUGAAUCUUGACUUUGGCGAUGACGCAGUUGGUAAUGAUGAUUUUCUCGCUGGCUCCCACCUGGUUCCUGCCGGUUCGGGCAAUGAAGGCAACGAUACGUCUGGCACCACCGCUGCUGGCCUAGUGGGCGCUGAUAGCAUGAAUACUGCUGUGCCUACGGGCGGAGAUGCGUUUGACUUGGAAUUGCAGAAAGCUGAGGCGUUCUCUACCCAAGUUGGCAGUCUGACGGGACAACAGUUGGACGGCCAAGGAGGGGGAAACCUCGAAGAUGUUAUGGCACCGGGAGAGUCCAGCUUCGAUGAUUUAUUCAUGGAGAAUGAUACCUUCGGAGGGGACGGGACCGGGGACCCGAAUUUACUGGAAGGCGACGGAUUGGUGGAUAUCAACGAACUUGACGAUAGCUGGUUUACAUGA
This is a messenger RNA of Aspergillus aculeatus ATCC 16872, 981 nucleotides long. RefSeq lists its product as uncharacterized. The record is from RefSeq and is a predicted model, not a curated record. Bases 1 to 981 code for a protein of 326 amino acids. The transcript has 3 exons. NCBI's taxonomy places the organism in Eukaryota, Fungi, Ascomycota, Eurotiomycetes, Eurotiales, Aspergillaceae.